Messenger RNA from Clonostachys solani, 1965 nucleotides. NCBI's taxonomy places the organism in Eukaryota, Fungi, Ascomycota, Sordariomycetes, Hypocreales, Bionectriaceae. The record is from the annotation of a GenBank genome assembly.
AUGCCGCGACUCGAUACACUACCCGCGGAACUCCUCCUUUACAUUGCGGAAGCAUGUACCUGGGGCCCCCGGACCCCGCGUCCCAAGCUCUUUGGACCCGGCGGAGAACAGCUUCAGGGCAACUCGGGAAAGCCGCGAAUGGUUCUCUCAUACUAUGGCAGAUACCACGCGUCACUGGCUCGCGUCAACCGUCGUCUCCACGACCUCUUGAACGGUCCGCUGUACAAGCGCAACUUGCUCCACGAUCCUAUGUCUAGAUCUUGCCUGCUGUUCGCAGCGGAGACGGACCGCAUAGAGACGUUGCAGGUGGCUUUUCGCUAUGGUGGCGUGGACCUAAAUAGAGUCUACGACGAGUGUCCCACCCAGAAUGAGGCCGUACCACUUCACGCCGCACUCGCCGCGAGGAGUAGCCGUGUCGUUGAAUUCAUGCUAAACCAUGGGGUUGAUGUUCAUCUGCCGUCCAGUCUGCCAGCUGACAAUGAUGGCUGGGGCUAUAACUGCGGACCGGGGUCCGGUAGGCGACGACGAAGUAUAAUGGAAAUCAAUAAGACGGCGUAUCCGCUACAUACAGCUGUGGCAUACGGGACCGUGGAGGAUGUGGCCAGCCUGAUUGAUCACGGCGCGUACAUGAUCGCCAAGGGAACGUCUGUUCUCAGAGUCCUCGACAAUCUAGGGCGGCCGGACCUUAUCGAGAAAGUCUCCCAGCGCACUGAUCCUGUGACGCUGCGUGCCCGUCUUCACCGUGCCGCUUCGGCUCACGACAUGGACCUCGUACGGGAGAUUCUAAAGUACAAGAUCCACGCAGGCGACCUGGACCGCGACAGACAGAAUGUCCUUCACAUGGUAAUCCGAGGAAACGGCGAGGAGAACCUGCCUCUGAUCGAGCUACUUCUCCAGCGGCGUGAUAUAGACCCUACUAUCGAAGAUAACGAUGGCUAUACACCCGUCUUCGCCGCGCUCUCAAUGGGCCAUAUCAGUACAGUCAAACGUCUCCUGCAAGAACCCGGGGUCGGUCUCGCUGGUCUGACGGCAAAAGGGCGGACUGCUUUACAUGCAGCCAUCCAGUCACAAGACCUGGAGCUAGUCGAAUACGUUCUCAAUCAGCCAGGUGUCGACAUCACAGCGGUAGAUCACGAAUCACGCAGUGCCAUGACUCUCGCCAUUUUGGUGUGGCGUGAAGAAGUCUCUCUGGCCUUGGUCAGCCUCCUACUCUCCAACGGGGCCCAGGUAAACGAUGUGGCACCACAAGGUGGAGUACUCUUCGAGCUCCUACGGCGGCGUCACAUUCGGACAGCUCUGCUUAUUCUUCGAAAUGGGCUGAUAAUGUCACCAGUCUCCUUGGGACGUUUAUAUGAUGGAUAUCGCCUGAUACUCCACACCUGUCUGAAGGAACCUCACGAAUCACUAAUAGACAUUCUCAAGGAGCUGAUUGCUCUUAGAGUCGAUGUAAACCAACUGGAAGGGGAGCCACCCGCUGCCGGCGAGGAACGGCGCUUUUUCAGGCCCUCGCCGCUGUUCGUUGCUGCUACCGGUGCAAAGAGCUUGGAGUGCAUGAAGCUUCUGGUGGCCGCCGGCGCUGUCCUAAACGAGCCGGAUGACAACCGCUUCACCAUGCUUCUGAGCAUCUUCAAGAGAGCCUGGGGCGAUAAUCUGCCGUGGGAUGACUCUGACGCCGAGGCUUACGCGGACCGAAUCUGCUUCCUUCUUGAGCUUGGCGCGACAAUGGGGCACGAGACCACGGAGCCAGUGAAGACCGCUCUGGGUUACGCUUGCGAAGUGUCGACGAACGAAUCUUGCCCGCUGCUCGCGCUGUUGUUGGACAACUCGACGGCAGCCAAUGUUGGCGAGAGCCUCGUCCGUGCACUUAUAUCCCAUUAUGAAUCUUAUGAGAAACGAGACGAACCCAAGGCAAGGGAAAUUGUUCGCCGACUUGAAGCCUUUGAAACGAAAAUAUUUUCCAAAUAG